Diabrotica balteata is the source of this 1575-nucleotide messenger RNA. The record is from the annotation of a GenBank genome assembly. Lineage: Eukaryota; Metazoa; Arthropoda; Insecta; Coleoptera; Chrysomelidae.
AUGGAAAAUAUUCUUCUAAAUAAAAGUGAGAACAUAGAGGCUUGCAGAAUUGACUUAGAUAAGAAUAGAGAAGAUUAUAAUUUGGCCAUGGAUGUUCAACAAAAUAACAAUAACUGUGAUAACUGCAAAGAAGAUUAUGUAGACUUUUGUUCAAAUUGCGGAGUAUUAGUUGUCCUUAAGGAUACUCCCAUUCGUAUGGGUGUCGAAAUGAGAGCAAAGAAAACAGCACCCAAAGGUAUCUUGGAGGUACAGCCAUCAAAAAUUCAUGGUUUGGGAUUAUUUGCUUUGAGAUCUAUACAGAAAGGUGUGAGACUUGGACCGUACGAAGGCGAAAUAACAAGAAUUGACAGUACCACGGGAUAUGCUUGGAAAUUGAGGGACGGGCGUUUGGUUGAUGCCAGCGAUGAAAAAUCUUCUAACUAUUUACGAUAUGUCAACUGUGCAAGAAAUGUCUCUGAACAGAACUUAAUAGGCUUUCAGUACCAAGGACAACUAUACUAUAGAACUUCGAAAAUUAUUUCAAAGGGAGAAGAAUUAUUGGUGUACUAUGGACCGAGUUAUGCCAAGCAGCUCGGUAUAGAUCCUAAGAAAUAUUUUGAACCUCCAGAGGAGAAAUCUCAACCAAUUUUUUUUACAUGCCAAUAUUGUUACAUCGGGCUCUCAACCGAUUAUUAUCGAGACAGUCAUGAGCUUAGAUGCAAAUUUCAUCCAAAACGAUUAAUUGCUUAUGAUACGAGUUUUGUAUGCAAAAACUGUGAAGGUGAAGAAAACAAUGCAAUAAGAUGUGACAAAAUUGUUUUUAAGAAAAAAAGUGAACUUACAGAAAGAAAGGCUAUUUCCAUGAAUAACAACAAGGAGAAUGAAGAAUUGGAGACAAAAAAGAAGAACAAUAACAAUAGUUUAAAAUAUUUAUGUUCAAUAUGUAAAAAAUACUUUUCUAAGAGACAAGAUUUGGAUAAUCAUUAUUUACGGAUACAUCCGCAUGAAACAAUUGAAGUACUUUCAAAAGUACAUACUUGUACAAUCUGUUCGUACAAAACUACAAUAUCAUCUAACUUAAAUCGUCAUAAGUGCACUACUGGAAUAGAUACUAGAAUAAGCUAUUCCUGUGCCCAUUGUAAAUAUGUUACUAAAGAUAAAAGUGACUUAGUUACACAUUUAAGAGUUCAUAAUAGUCAAAAACCUUUUGCUUGUUUGGAAUGCAACAAACGGUUUAAUCAAAAAUAUGCAUUAGACAAUCACAUAUUGAGAAAACAUGAUGAUAAUGUAUUAUUAUUAAACACAUUAACUACAAAAAUUUGGUUGUGUUCUGUUUGUAAUUUCAGAACUAUAAUUAAAACACAUUACAACCAUCAUUUGUUAAACCACUCUCAAGAAACUCCUCACAUUUGUUCCGAAUGUAAAAAAGGAUUUAAACGAGAUGACCAUUUACAAUCACAUAUUUUGAGUCGUCAUUCAAAAAACGAAUCAUUAAUGAAAAUGGUAACCCUAAAAAUGUAUACUUGUGAAAUAUGUAAAUAUAGAACUAUAAAGAAAACUAAUUUUAAAACACAUUUAGAAACUCAUUUAAAAUAA